CAAUACGAUACUCAGAUAUAUACUGUUCAGUGUUAUAUGUAUCAUAAGUUGUUAACAUUUGGCGCCCAGCACAAUGAAUUUCGAUAGCAUCAAUAUACCGCACAAGCUAGUGCCCCGUAACUAUUUGCAGUUGGGAUUAGCAGCGCAACGAGGCAGGCAGCGACAAAUUAAGGAACUGCUGGAAAAGCGUAAAUUGCCGGAGCAUGGGUGGCGGGAUGAAGAGAUUGAAGAGCUGGUGCAUCAGCUGGCCGCACUAGACAGCAACAAUUUCGCACACAAUGUGGGCCUGGGUGAACGCGAGGCGCGUAUUGCGUGCAAACUUGUGGCACGGAGGCAUUAUAACUUCGGUCAUGGUAUGGGCCGUUCGGGCGAUUUGCUAGAAGCACAGCCCAAAGCUGCCGGCUCCACACUGUUGGCCAGUUUGACGAACGCUCUGCUUUUAGAUCUCUUACACACGCUAGGUCUGAAAAGCUGCACCGGUUGCUUCCUGGUUCCGUUGGCCACUGGCAUGACACUGACUUUGUGCCUACAAGCGCUUCGCAAGCGUCGAUCAAGUGCGAAAUAUGUUCUGUGGUCGCGCAUCGAUCAGAAGUCUUGCUUUAAAGCAAUCACAGCCGCCGGUCUUGAACCCAUUGUAAUACCCCUCUUAAUACUAAAAGAGGAGCAGGCGUUGGUCACCGAUUGCCAACAGUUUGAGAAGUGCAUCCAAGAACUGGGCGCCGAUAACAUACUCUGCGUGUACAGCACAACUAGCUGUUUUGCACCGCGCAACUGCGACAGCAUUGUGGAGCUAGCAAAGCUGGCCAAAAGGGAGUCUGUGCCGCAUCUGGUGAACAAUGCCUAUGGACUGCAGUGUCAGGCAAUUACUGCUCAGCUGGAGCGAGCACAGCGCGUUGGUCGCAUCGAUUACUUUGUCCAGAGUACAGACAAAAAUCUUUUGGUACCUGUCGGCGGGGCGAUUGUGGCCAGUAGUGAUGAUCAGUAUUUACAGCGUCUGGCCAGCAGCUACGCGGGUCGAGCGAGCAGCUCCCAAACAUUGGAUGUAUUCAUGACGCUGCUCUCAUUGGGUCGCAGUGGCUAUCAGGCACUGCUACGCAAGCGUCAGCAUAACUUUGAAUAUCUCAAACAGCGACUGCAACAACUUGCCGUGGAUCACAAUGAAAUCGUGGCAGAAUGCAAGAAUAAUCACAUAUCACUUGCACUCACAUUAAACACACUGAAUGCGAAGCUCAAGGAAGCAGGGAAUAACAUUACCCUUCUGGGCGGCAUGCUCCAUGCACGGGGCGUUUCCGGUGUGCGAGUCAUAGACGUUAAUCAGACCAAAUCCAUUGAUGGCUUUGAAUUCAAACAUUUUGGAUCUCAUCGUGAGUUGCUGGAGAUGCCCUAUUUAACUGUAGCUGCGGCUCUGGGCUUACAUCGAACGGAAAUAGAUACAUUUUUCACAAUCUUGGACAAAUGCUGGAUGCAGUUUAAUAAAACAUCUGAUUAGCUAUUAGAAUGUUCUUAUGUAAAUAUUAUUCUUAACUUUUUAGAUCGUACAAACAAGUUUUGUAUCGUUCUCCUGGAAGAAUUUAUAAAUAAUAAAACAACCUGC
Molecule: messenger RNA, 1594 nt
Organism: Drosophila hydei
Lineage: Eukaryota; Metazoa; Arthropoda; Insecta; Diptera; Drosophilidae
Product: O-phosphoseryl-tRNA(Sec) selenium transferase
Exons: 4
Coding region: 74-1489 (471 amino acids)
Biological process (GO): selenocysteine incorporation; conversion of seryl-tRNAsec to selenocys-tRNAsec
Molecular function (GO): O-phosphoseryl-tRNA(Sec) selenium transferase activity; tRNA binding
Source: RefSeq, a predicted model, not a curated record